Messenger RNA from Coniophora puteana RWD-64-598 SS2, 699 nucleotides. RefSeq lists its product as uncharacterized. The record is from RefSeq and is a predicted model, not a curated record. Bases 1 to 699 code for a protein of 232 amino acids. The transcript has 5 exons. Gene Ontology annotation, cellular component: cytoplasm. NCBI's taxonomy places the organism in Eukaryota, Fungi, Basidiomycota, Agaricomycetes, Boletales, Coniophoraceae.
AUGAGCGUCAACCAGCAGAUCACGCUUUACAACUCGAAGGCGAGCUCAGCCGGCCAGAGAGUAACAAUUGCGCUCGAGGAGGCCAAGGUCCCGUACACCACCUACCCCAUCGAGAUAUUUGCUCCCAAACCCGUCUGGUACUUGGAGAAGAUCAACCCUCCUGGACUGACUCAACGGUUCUCAUCGAAUCAUGCAUCAUUCAUCCUCGAAUUCAUCGCCGACCUGCAUCCCCACUCCAACCUCCUCCCACCGCCGCACGACCCCGUCGCACGCGCCAAAGUGCGCCUGUUCAUCGACGCAGUCAACACGCACGUGCACAAGCAAUACACCGCGUUCAUGGGACGCGCCGGCGGGCCGCACACUGUGCUCCUCGACGGGCUGCGGAGGGUGCAGGCGCUCCUACCCGAACUUCGUGCUAGCGCCGACGCCGACGCCGAUGGGGGAAAGUGGGCGGUGGAGAUGCACUUCACGAUCGCGGAUGCGGCGUUUGCGCCGAUUAUAGCGCGAGUGGAGCUCGCGUGCAGGUAUGGUAUUGGGCGGUACGGUGAAGGCGAGAACAGGCGGCUUAUGGAGGCGCUGGAGGCGCUCGAGUUCGCGAGGAUGAAGAGGUACAGGGAGGAUUUGUACGCGAGGGAGAGUUUAAGGGCGACAUGGGAUGAGGAGUAUAUGGUGGUUGAGUUCAAAAAGUAUUUUGCCUGA